This is a messenger RNA of Rhea pennata, 696 nucleotides long. RefSeq names its product dynein light chain Tctex-type 4 (gene DYNLT4). The transcript has a single exon. The record is from RefSeq and is a predicted model, not a curated record. Gene Ontology annotation, cellular component: cytoplasm; cytoplasmic dynein complex. The coding region runs from base 1 to 696 and encodes 231 amino acids. Gene Ontology annotation, molecular function: dynein intermediate chain binding. Lineage: Eukaryota; Metazoa; Chordata; Aves; Rheiformes; Rheidae. Gene Ontology annotation, biological process: microtubule-based movement.
AUGGCCAAGCAGGAGUCGGCCCUGCCGCUACCGGCAGUGGCUCCAGACGGCGCUGAAGCCCCCCUGCCCCGGGCAGCACCGGGGGGCACGCACCACGGCUCCCAGCCCCCCGAUGCGCCGGCCCGGCCCACGGCCCCGGCGAAGAGCACCGAGGAGGGCAAGCUGCUCCCCUCCCGCCGCAGCUCCAUCCUCAGCACCCUCAACGCGCCCUUCGCCAGCCGCCGGAGCUCGCUCGGCGCGGCGCCCGGGGGCAAGCGCCCCGCUGCCGGCCCUUGGAUGCUCCACAGCCGCGUCAGCUUCUCGGGGCUCCCCCUUUUCCAGCCCAUCCAGGAGACUCGCUACGAGAACACCUACAAGAUGCAGCCAGACGAGGGCUGCAAGUUCAAUGCCUGCCGGGUGCAGCGGGUGCUGGAGUCGGCCCUGGCCAGCUCGCUGGGGGAUGUGGUGUACGGCGCCCAGAGCGGCACCCAGCUGGCCCACAGCCUGGCCGACCUUGUGCGGAGCCGGGCGAAGGAGGUGGUGCCGCCCCGCUACAAGCUUGUCUGCCAUGUGCUGCUGGGCCAGCGGGGCCAGCAGAGCAUGCUCGUGGCCAGCCGGGCGCUGUGGGACCCCCAGAGCGACAGCUUCGCCUCGGCCACCUUCUCCAACGCCUCCCUCUUUGCCGUGGCCACGGUGCAUGGGCUCUACUUUGAGUAG